Messenger RNA from Elgaria multicarinata webbii, 1515 nucleotides. RefSeq names its product cytochrome P450 2J5-like. The transcript is spliced from 10 exons. Gene Ontology annotation, cellular component: intracellular membrane-bounded organelle; cytoplasm. The record is from RefSeq and is a predicted model, not a curated record. NCBI's taxonomy places the organism in Eukaryota, Metazoa, Chordata, Lepidosauria, Squamata, Anguidae. Gene Ontology annotation, molecular function: iron ion binding; heme binding; oxidoreductase activity, acting on paired donors, with incorporation or reduction of molecular oxygen, reduced flavin or flavoprotein as one donor, and incorporation of one atom of oxygen. Gene Ontology annotation, biological process: xenobiotic metabolic process. The coding region runs from base 1 to 1485 and encodes 494 amino acids.
AUGAUGGGGAUACGGGCACUUCUGAUUGCUGUGCUGGUGGCUCUUCUGAUUUUGGUCUUCCUGAGACAACUCUGGUCACGCAGACACUACCCUCCCGGGCCUCUUUCCCUUCCAGUCAUUGGAGGCCUGUGGCGAGUUGGAAUGAGACUUCAUGAAGAUACUCUCAUUAAGAUAGCAAAGCAAUAUGGAAAUAUUUACACUGUGUGGCUAGGACAUCAACCUGCGAUAGUUUUUUCUGGAUUCCAAGCAGUGAAAGAAGUGCUGAUCAACCAUGAAGAUGCAUUCUCUGAGCGAACGUUGACUCCUUUCCUAAAAGUUGUAGGAAGAGAAAGGGGUAUUGCAUUUUCAAGUGGGCACACCUGGAAGCAGCAGCGAAAGUUUAGUGUAGUGACUCUGCGGAAGCUGGGAAAGAAAAGCAUGGAGCACCAAGUACAAGAGGAGGCCCAGCAGCUUGUGGAGAUUUUUGCACGCGCAAAGGGGCAGCCACUUGACCCUUCCUUGGCCAUCACCAAUGCAGUCUCCAAUGUGAUUUGUGCUGUGACAUUUGGACACCGGUUUUCUCUUGAAGAUGAAAAAUUCCAGAAACUGAUUGAAGUCCUUCAUGUUGCCUUAGCAUUUCCAGGCAGCAUCUUUCAUAUUUUGUAUGAAACGUUCCCAUGGAUCAUGAACCAUCUUCCAGGACCUCACAAAAAGGCCCUCUCCGCCCUUGAGAUACUGCUUUCACAUGCAAGGGAGGAGAUAGAGAAGCAUAAGGAGCAACAGUCCUUUCAUGAGCCACAGGAUUACAUAGAUUUCUAUCUACUUCAGAUGGAGAAAGACAGAAGCAGAAAUGAUCCCAACUCUACCUAUGAUGAAGAGAACCUGGCUCACUCCAUUCACGACUUCUUUAUUGGGGGAACAGAGACAACCAUCACUUCUCUGAGAUGGGCUUUAUUUCUCCUGGCAAACCAUCCAGAUAUCCAAGACAAAGUCUACAAGGAGAUAGAAGAUGUUUUUGGUUCAUCUCAUUCCAUCUGCUACCAAGAUAUAAAGAAACUGCCCUACACUAAUGCUGUGAUUCAUGAGGUGCAGCGUUCAAAAUAUGUCAUAUUAUUUGGGGGAUCAAGACAAUGUACAAAGGAUGUGAAAGUGAACGGUUAUCUCAUUCCUAAGGGGGCAUAUAUUAUUCCAGAUCUGCGCUCUGUUCUUCUUGAUCCUGAGCGGUGGGAGUCUCCUGAAAAGUUCAACCCUAACCAUUUUUUGGACAAGGAUGGAAAUUUUGCAGCUAGAGAAGAAUUCCUACCAUUCGGUGCAGGGGAUCGGGUGUGUCCUGGGCAGCAGCUAGUGAGGAUUGAACUCUUUAUCUUCUUGACCAGCCUGCUGAGGAUGUUCAGGUUUCAGCUGAAAGGAGGCGUGAAGACACCCAAUCCGUGUGUUCUGAAAGGGAUCACAUUAUUUCCCCAUCCUUAUAAAAUCUGUGCUGUUCCUCGCUGUAGCUCAUCAUAAACAUAUAUAUGUAUUUAGAAUAGCUUACUA